Pistacia vera is the source of this 1863-nucleotide messenger RNA. Its product is annotated as MLO-like protein 1. The coding region runs from base 124 to 1662 and encodes 512 amino acids. The record is from RefSeq and is a predicted model, not a curated record. Gene Ontology annotation, biological process: defense response. NCBI's taxonomy places the organism in Eukaryota, Viridiplantae, Streptophyta, Magnoliopsida, Sapindales, Anacardiaceae. The transcript is spliced from 14 exons. Gene Ontology annotation, cellular component: membrane.
UUGUGGACGAUUCAAAACAACCAAAACAUAAGAAAACUCACAUCCCAUAGAUACAGAGACUCAUAAUAUUCUUACAAGACAAGAGAGUUAGAACAGUGUUUUUCGCAAAACAGAAGACAACUCAUGGCAGAAGGAGGAGCAACAUUGGAGUACACUCCGACAUGGGUUGUUGCUGUAGUUUGCACUGUCAUCGUUGCCAUUUCUCUCUUUGUUGAACGCUUUCUCCAUUAUCUUGGCAAGUUUUUGAAGAAAAAGAAGCAGAAACCUCUUUUUGAAGCCUUGCAAAAGAUUAAAGAAGAGUUGAUGCUGUUGGGGUUCAUCUCACUGUUACUGGCAGUGUUUCAAGGAAGAAUAGCCAAAAUCUGCAUACCCAAGGACUUGGCCACUAAAUGGAUGCCUUGCGAGAAAGAUGAAGAGAAGAAUGCUUCAACUACUGCCCAUUUUCAAUCCUUCUUCUCCUUCAUUUCACCUCAUGGCACCGGUCGUCGUCUUCUCGCCGAGGCCUCCAGUUCCGAAGAAUACUGCAGCGCCGAUGAGGGAAAGGCCCCAUUGUUAUCUACCACAGCGUUGCAUCAUCUUCACAUAUUCAUCUUUGUCCUAGCUGUUGCACAUGUGACUUUCUGUGCUCUAACCAUUCUUUUUGGAGGAGCCAAAAUUCGUCAAUGGAAACACUGGGAAGAUUCUGUUUCAAAAGAGGAAUAUGAUGCAGAAGAAGUUCUUAAAACAAAGUAUACCCAUGUCCAUGAGCAUGAUUUCAUCAAGAAUCGCUUUCGGGGUGUUGGCAAAAGUGCUUUUCUAGGUUGGUUGCACUCAUUUUUCAAGCAGUUUUAUGGAUCUGUAAACAAAUCAGAUUAUACCACUCUGCGAUUAGGCUUCAUUAUGAAUCAUUGCAGGGGAAACCCAAAAUUUGACUUUCACAAGUACCUGAUGCGUGCCUUUGAUGCCGAUUUUAAGAAAGUUGUUGGAAUAAGCUGGUAUCUUUGGUUGUUUGUAGUCCUUUUCCUGUUGCUGAAUGUUCACGGUUGGCAUGCAUAUUUCUGGAUAGCCUUCAUUCCAGUCAUUCUUCUACUUGCUGUAGGCACUAAGCUAGAGCAUGUAAUCAGCCAAUUGGCCCAUGAGGUUGCUGAAAAACAUGUAGCAGUUGAAGGAGAUUUGGUAGUUAAACCUUCAGAUGAUCACUUCUGGUUUCACAGGCCGCGCCUUGUUCUCUUACUCAUUCAUGUCAUCCUAUUCCAAAACUCUUUUGAAAUUGCAGUUUUCUUCUGGAUUUGGAUUCAAUAUGGUUUUGACUCCUGCAUUAUGGGACGAAUUGUUUUUAUCAUUCCAAGACUCGUCCUCGGGGUGUUUGUUCAGUUCCUUUGCAGCUAUAGUACCCUACCACUUUAUGCACUUGUCACACAGAUGGGAACUUCAUUCAACAAAGCUAUCUUUGAUGAAGAUGUACAAGAAGGGCUUGUUGGCUGGGCUAAGCAAGCAAAAAAGAAAAUGGGAUUGAAGAAGGCAGCUAACAAUGGCCCUACCCAAGUGGGCCAGAAGCAGACUUUUCCCACUGCAGUUCAAUUGGCUAAAGUUAGUGAUGAUCAGAAGCAAUCUGCAAUGGAAGAGGGCAAUAAUGCUGGCGAAAUUACGCCCGAAAGAAACUCCAAUGGAGUACACAAAUGAAGAGCCUCAUUGUCAUGCUGAUCUCCCCUGAAGCUACGGCUUAAAACUUAGUCAAUGUUACCAAUUUUGGCGAUUCCAUAUCAUAGUACAUACGCAGCUUAGGCUAAACAAGGUUUCUCAAAUAUUGUAUGAUAGUAGUUUCUUGUAAAAAACUCUUAUCUUUAUUUGCUAAAUCAAAAAGGAAAUUUAGACUCAAAGUGU